Messenger RNA from Jaculus jaculus (lesser Egyptian jerboa), 2293 nucleotides. It is a transcript of the gene Tysnd1, whose product is annotated as trypsin like peroxisomal matrix peptidase 1. The coding region runs from base 74 to 1786 and encodes 570 amino acids. The record is from RefSeq and is a predicted model, not a curated record. Gene Ontology annotation, cellular component: peroxisome. Gene Ontology annotation, molecular function: serine-type endopeptidase activity. The transcript has 4 exons. Lineage: Eukaryota; Metazoa; Chordata; Mammalia; Rodentia; Dipodidae. Gene Ontology annotation, biological process: protein processing; regulation of fatty acid beta-oxidation.
GUGCCGGACCCCGAGUCCGGCUCGCUCGUUCUCCCCCCAGGGACGAAACCCCGCCCGUCCUGUCCCCGAAGCCAUGGGGCGGCAGUGGGAGCCUUCCACGAGGGCAGCCGUGCAGUCGGGCUGCGUGGUGAGCGCCUGUCGCGCGGGGCGACCGGAGGCGGGCUCGUGGAGCUGCAGCGGGGUGAUCGUGAGCCGCAGCCCGGGCCUGGUGCUGUGCCACGGGGGGAUCUUCACCCCUUUCCUUCGGGCGGGCAGUGGCUCUCUGACGGAGGCCGGAGUCGCCUUCCUGCCGGGCGACAGUUGCCGUGACGACCUGCGCCUUCACGUGCAGUGGGGGCCGCCGGCCUCGAGUGCCUCGGGUCACGCGGAGCCCGAGCGGCCGGGGGUGUGCACGCCCCGGUGUGCGGGUCCCGAGCCCCCCACCCGGGCGGCCGGCCGGCCCCGCCCGCGACCUCCCCCGCGCCCGGCCGAGCUGCUGCUGCUGCUGAGCUGCCCGGCCUUCCGCGCCCACUUCGCGCGCCUCUUCGGGGCCGAGGCGGCCGAGCAGUGGCACUUCGCGAACUCGGCGCCCCACGACGAGCUGUCGGAGGAGGAGGAGGAGGACCAGCUGAGAGCGCUGGGCUGGUUCGCGCUGCUGCGGGUGCCGCCCGGCGGGGAGACGCCGCCCGAGCUGGAGCGCGCGCCCGCCGCGGCCGUGGCCGUGGCCCCGCUCGGGACCGUGCCCAAGGGCGCCCCGCUGCUGGCCUGCGGAUCCCCGUUCGGAGCCUUCUGCCCGGACAUCUUCCUCAACACGCUGAGCCGAGGCGUGCUGAGCAACGUGGCGGGGCCCCUGCUGCUGACCGAUGCUCGCUGCCUGCCCGGCACCGAGGGCGGAGGCGUGUUCGCCGCGCGGCCCGCGGGCGCGCUCGUGGCGCUGGUGGCCGCGCCGCUCUGCUGGAAGGCCCGCGAGUGGGUCGGCCUCACGCUGCUCUGCGCCGCCGCCCCGCUGCUCCGCGCCGCCCGCGCCGCCGCCCAUCGCCUGCGCUGCCCGGAAGCCUCCGCCCUGGCCGCCCUCCUGCCGCCCGAGGCGGGCUCCCCACGGGGUUCGCCCCUGCCGGACCUCGGGCCCCCGUGGGCGGCCGCCGCCGUGUUGGUGGAAUGCGGCACCGUGUGGGGUUCGGGAGUGGCCGUGGCGCCCCGCCUUGUGCUGACCUGCCGACACGUGGCCCCCAGAGAGGCAUCCAAGGUCCUGGUGCACUCUGCCACCCCCAAGAGUGUGGCAGUCUGGGGACACGUGGUGUUUGCCACCCAGGAGGUAUGUCCAUAUGACAUAGCGGUGGUGAGCCUGGAGGAGGACCUGGACGGUGUCCCCACGCCUGUGCCCGCUGAGCACUUCCACGAAGGUGAUCCUGUCAGUGUGGUGGGCUUUGGUGUCUUCGGCCAGGCCUGUGGACCCUCGGUGACCUCGGGCAUCCUCUCGGCUGUGGUGCAGGUGGAGGACGCCCCGGUGAUGCUGCAGACCACGUGUGCUGUGCACGGCGGCUCCAGCGGAGGACCUCUCUUCUCCAACCGCUCAGGAGACCUCUUGGGCAUCGUUGCCAGCAACACCCGGGACAAUAACACAGGGGCUGCCUACCCGCACCUCAACUUCAGCGUUCCCAUCACCGUGCUGCAGCCGGCCUUGCAGCGGUACAGCCAGACCGGUGACCUGAGCGGCCUCCGAGAGCUGGACCGCGCCGCUGACCCGGUCAGGGUGGUGUGGCGGCUGCAGCGGCCCCUGCCCGACGUCCCCCGGAGCAAGCUCUGAGGCCGCGCCCCCCGCCAGGGAGAAGCGGGACCACUGUGUGACGGGGGAAGCGGUGCUGAGGUGGUGCCAACCUGGGCAGCCGGGAUCCAGCCCCUGCCAGGGCAUGCUCCCUUCGGGCCUUCUCCCCGUCUCUCCCCACUGACUGCCGGGGCACAGACUUCGCUGCAGCCCACUUUGGGGUGUUUUCUUGAGCCCUCACCUCUCUCUGUCCCCUCAGCAGUAUCAUGGUCCCUUUCUGGGGGUUCCGGACCACUAGACAGAUGCUGCUGGAAGGCGGGCAGAGUUGGGGCAGCGGCUCCCUAGGGCCGGGGUUCUUGCCUGCCACUGUGGUCAGCUGGGACUCUGCUCUGAGCAGCUAGAAACAGGGGUGUCUGUCUCUGUCGCCACACCUAGGGCCAGGCAAGUCCCGGAAAGCCAGGACGCGUGGGACCUCACUCUGACAGGGCCUUGUUUUCCUCGGAAUCAUCUAACACGUGGGGGCUGGGAAAUAAACCAUCUUCUUGAUGA